Triticum turgidum subsp. durum (durum wheat) is the source of this 2034-nucleotide messenger RNA. The record is from the annotation of a GenBank genome assembly. Lineage: Eukaryota; Viridiplantae; Streptophyta; Magnoliopsida; Poales; Poaceae.
AUGGCAGACAACGGGCAGUUCGUGGUCACCAUUGGUCUGACGAACAUCAACACCACGAGGCAAGAUCCCAUCAAUGUCGUGUCCAGCAGAAAUUUGUCACCCUCUAGCCAUGUAUCCAGCUCCAGCAACAAUGAUGAUUUUGAGCUAUUGUGGAGACAUCGUAAAUAUUCGGUACUUCUUGGAGUCCUAGCAGUUGGUGUGACAUACAAUGCUGGAUUAACACCACCAGGGGCAUCGUGGACACUAAACAAGGAUGAUCAUCAUGCUGGUGACCCUGUCAUGCAUGAUGGCUUUUCUGAACGAUAUGAGGUGUUCUUUUACUGCAAUGCAGCAACCUUCGCUGCAUCUCUUGUCUUAAUCAUCUUGCUUCUCAGUAAGAGUGUGACAAGGAAGAGGAUGUGGCUCCACUCAAUGCAAUUAACCAUGAUAUUAGACCUAUUCAGCCUGCUGGGGGCUUAUGCUGCCGGAAGUUUCAGGGCACUCAAAUCAUCCAUUUACAUCUGGGUUCUAGUCCUUGCUGUUAUCAUAUAUGUUGGGAUCCAUACCCUAGUAUCCACAAGGUUUAUUCCAAGAAAAUUGAGACGGAAUCUGCAGAACAUGAUAAAUACAGUUCUAAUCAAACAGGGUUUCCUUGUGAGGCAAGUGAGCAUCCCUUUAGAGAACGUUGAGGAGGCUCGCAAGUUCAUUUUGAUGCUUGUAACUUUUGCUGCUACUAUCACAUACCAAGCAGGAUUGAAUCCACCGGGCGGCUUUUGGGCUGAAAAUGACCAUGGUUCUAAUAAGCUGCAUUUGGCCCUUCCUGUUUACAGUCAUCAUCCGGCUACUUCUGUUCUCCGGAGUAACUACCUUCGUCGUUACAAUAUAUUUAUCACUUCCAAUUCAACUUCCUUCGUGACAUCUUUGGUCAUAAUCAUACUACUUCUGAGCCCAAAAUUGAGUGGACAUGGAAUAAGGACCAAAGCAAUGAUUGUAUGUGUGGUAGUGGACCUAUUGUGCCUAAUUGUUGCAUAUGCUGCAGGAUGUUGUAGAGAGGUAGCAACAUCAUUCUAUGUGGUGUUUAUCAUCGUCAUAGUUUGGAUCUCCUUUGCAAUUUUAGCUGGAUUCUUUGUUACCAGGCCUGUAGCAAAUUGGCUAAAAAAUGUCAAAUCAAGCAGCCUGUGGUGUGUGAGAAAAUUGGGCCGUGCACUUUCAUUGAGCUUUCGUGGCCACAAAUCGAGCAAUGCAGAGCAGGACAAUUCUUACGCAAGCAAUCAUCAAUCUUCAGUCCGCUCAACCGAUGCACCUGCAGAAGAUAAUACUGCUGAACCACAACACCAGACUGCAGAGGAACUUCCAAAUAUCAGAGAGGAUGUCUCCUAUGAGGAGCAUGCACCUGCAGAAGAAAGAAAUCAUAUUUCAGAUGAUGAAGAGGCUGUGAAUAACUCACAACAUCUAUCAGGGAACAGCCAGCAAUCAGCAAAUAUCCAGGAUGUUGCGUCCAACACAGAGUGCCAGUCUCCAUUCCAGCAUGUUGCAGAAAUGGAUGAGGAUGUGUCCAGCUCACCACAUCCUGCUGGGAACUGUCAACGAUCAGAACAUGGCAUGGGUGUCGUGUCUAACAUGGAGUACGGGUCUACAGAAGGCAAGCAAGAUGCAAAUAUGGAGGCAGCUAAAUCUAGCACUGAGCAAGAGUAUGACCCAUUACUAAGCCACCAGCAAACUGAAAAUAGCAUGUGCGGUAUGUCAGCUAACCAGAAAGUUGCAAGUAUGGGGAAGCAAUCUUCACCUGAUGAUCCCGACAUAACUGCUCUUUCAGUUGAGCAAAAUAUGUCAGUCGGGCAGAGUAACGGAGACACUAGUCAUGGCAUAGUGGAUGAAGUGCUUUCUGCACCUGUGGAAACCACUCGCAAUGCGGACCGUGCUGAACAAAACAAUCUGGUUGGAGAUAAUAACCCUAGUGCUGAGAUUCUUGGCAGUGAUGACCAUCCUAUACAUUCUGAGAAUGUACAUACUGACAGCAAUCAAGUACCCAAUCAAAAUGCUGAUGACAUUUGA